AUGCUUCUCCACCGUCAUCCAUACCCCCCACCUCUCCUCCGUCCUCCCUACCCUACCACCAUCCUCCCCCGUCCUCCCCAGCCGCACCUCUCCACCAUCCUCUCUACCCCGACCUCUCCACCGUCCUCCCUACCCCAUGCUUCUCCACCGUCAUCCAUACCCCCCACCUCUCCUCCGUCCUCCCUACCCUACCACCACCUCCCCCGUCCUCCCCGCCGCAUCCUCUCCACUCCUCCCUACCCCGACCUCUCCACCGUCCUCCCUACCCCCCACCUCUCCACCGUCCUCCCUACCUACCUCUCCACAGUCCUCCCUACCCCUACCUCUCCACCGUCCUCCCUACCCCUACCUUUCCACCGUCCUCCACAGUCCUCCCUACCACCCACCUCUCCGCCGUCCUCCCUACCACCCACCUCUCCGCCGUCCUCCCUACCCUACCACCUUCUCCCCAUCCUCCCUACCCCCCACCUCUCCAUUGUCCCCCUACCCCCACCUCUCCAUUGUCCUCCCUACCCCCCACUUCUCCAACGUCCUCCCUACCACCCACCUCUCCACUGUCCUGCCUACCCCCCACCUCUCCCCCAUCCUCCCUACCCCCACCUCUCCAUUGUCCUCCCUACCCCCCACUUCUCCAACAUCCUCCCUACCCCCUCUCACCCGUUCUCCUAA
Messenger RNA from Salvelinus namaycush (lake trout), 669 nucleotides. RefSeq names its product proline-rich extensin-like protein EPR1. The record is from RefSeq and is a predicted model, not a curated record. The coding region runs from base 1 to 669 and encodes 222 amino acids. The transcript has a single exon. NCBI's taxonomy places the organism in Eukaryota, Metazoa, Chordata, Actinopteri, Salmoniformes, Salmonidae.